Elaeis guineensis (African oil palm) is the source of this 1888-nucleotide messenger RNA. Its product is annotated as probable WRKY transcription factor 54. Gene Ontology annotation, molecular function: DNA-binding transcription factor activity; transcription cis-regulatory region binding. Gene Ontology annotation, cellular component: nucleus. Gene Ontology annotation, biological process: regulation of DNA-templated transcription. Lineage: Eukaryota; Viridiplantae; Streptophyta; Magnoliopsida; Arecales; Arecaceae. The record is from RefSeq and is a predicted model, not a curated record.
UUGUUCAUUUGCCUCCCCAUCACUCGCCCAGCAAACGCUCCUUCCUCUCUCUUACCCUGGCCUCCUAACUCUAACUAAAAACAAGGGAAGGCUUGAGGUCCCACAUCGACUUUUCUCUUCUUAAGAUAGUGCGCUCGAUGCUUUACUCCUAGUGGAUCCAAACAACACCAUCUGUUGUUGCUCUGGAUCUCUUUUCCCCUAUAAACACUGCCAGAGAUAGCUUCUUUCUGGUUUGAACACCAUUCCUCUGCUUGCUACACUUCCUGGUUUCUUUUUUUUUUUUUUUUCAUUCAGGCCUUUUCUAUACUUUAUCCACUUAUUUCAUCCAAAUUUUGCUUCUUUCUAGUUUCAAAAGCACUCAUUAGUCUAUCUGUUCAACUUUCUACUUUUCACCUCCCAAUUCAGCUGGCUCCUCCACUCCCACUGCUCUUCUGAAGAGCAGUAAUCUUCACUCGUAUCCCAUAAGAAUACCAUCCAUUUGCUCUGCUUUCUUUUGCCUGGUGGCUUUUUGCACUCCAGUGUUUCUUCUUCAGCACUUCCUAGAGGCCAGAAUGGAGAAUGGAACAGGAAGCAAUCAAAGCCUGCUGGUUACUGAGCUGACUCAGCUUCAGGAGCUGGCGAGACAGCUGGAAGUGCAUCUCAAUCAGCCCGGUCCGAACGAAUUCUGCAAAUCUUUAGCAGCAAAGAUGCUGUCUUCGAUCGACAAGUCCAUUUGUAUGGCCAAAAUUAGUGAUUCAGAGGGCCAGCAGCAGCAGCUUGCUGGCACUGAUUCCCCACACUCUGCCACCGAGAGCCCGCACAGUGAGAAUUCCAAUCAAGCCUUCAGGGAUUAUGACCGCAAAGAGAUGUCCAAGAAGAGGAAGACACUGCCCAAGUGGACCAGCCACAUCAAGGUGUGCCCAGGGGAAGGAGUUGAAGGGCCUUUGGACGAUGGCUAUAGCUGGAGGAAAUAUGGGCAGAAAGAAAUACUUGGAGCCAAACAUCCAAGAGGCUACUAUAGGUGCACGCACCGCAACACUCAGGGCUGCCCAGCAACAAAACAGGUGCAGAGAUCCGAUGAGAACCCGCUGGUCUUCGAUGUCACCUACCAUGGGUCUCACACAUGCCUCCAGAGGUCCCAAGCAGUCCCAAGAUCAGCGUCCCGGGAACAAGAGCUGAAACAAAACAAACCUAAUUCCCAGGAGCAUUCUCAGCAGCAGGACCACAACCUGCUUCUAACCUUCCAAAGAGGCCUCAAAGUAAUAACCCAAGGCUUGGACUCGGAAGCUCAGGACCAGAAAUCAUUAUCCUUCUCCUUCCCUUCCACUCCAGUCAGUGCCGUAAAGGCUGAGAACCAUAUCUUUUCCUGCCCUCCAACACUGGAUAGUGGCUUCAUGGGCAGCUUCUCUUCAUCAUUCCUCUCGCAAACAACAUCAGAGUCCAACUAUUUCUCAGUAUCCCCUUGCAGCAUGAGUAACUAUGGUGGGGGGCUCAAUCUUCAGACAGCCGAGUCUGACCUCACCGAAAUAAUGUCGGCUGCAACCUCAGCCACCAAUUCUCCUCUGAUGGACAUGGAUUUCAUGCUUGAACCGCUGGAGUUCGAUCCAAAAUUUCAACUUGAUGUUUCCAGCUUCUUCUCAUAAGGCUCCAAGAGAGAAUAUAUUUGACGUAGGUUAUUAGAUAGGUCUUUAGCCUGAAAUCCUGGCCACCAAAGGACGGAGUGGUAGAAGUAGCUCAGCUUGCAGUAAGUCACCCCCAUCAGGGGCCAAGUGAUUUUAUUUUCUGGCUAAUGUAGCAGAAAUAGAAGGAACUCUUUCUUUCUGUUUCUCUUUCUCGGGUUGUGUACCUGUAACUGUUAUUAUUUUAAUUGAUGAAGAUCAAUAAAGCUCCUUUGAUCAUAAAUUCAGCA